AUGAAGUUGACUUUCAAGGAUUUGAAGCAGCAGAAAUUCGUCCUCGAGGCUGAGCCUACUGAGCUUGUCUCUGACGUGAAGGAGAAGAUUUUCAAGGAGAAGGGAUGGGAAGCGUCGCAACAAAAGUUGAUCUAUUCUGGCAAAAUCUUACAAGAUGCGAAUACGCUAGAAUCCUAUCACAUCGAGGAGAAGGGAUUCAUCGUUUGCAUGAUUACAAAGCCCAAGGCUGCACCAGCUGCGUCCUCUGCGUCCUCUGCGCCUAAAGCUCCAUCAACCCCUGCUCCAGCAUCGGCUGCUACACCCGCUCCACCUGCUGCGCCUGCACAUUCGUCGAGUACCCCAAACACCGCUGUCCCAGCAACACCUUCUCCUGCUGGUGCCUCGAUCCCACCUGCUCAAGCCACACCAUCAAAUGAGACUACCGGUCUUGCUAUGGGAGCUGAGCGUUCAGCACAAAUCGCUGAGAUGGAAAGCAUGGGUUUCGAGAGAUCACAGAUUGAAGCAGCCAUGCGUGCUGCCUUUUACAACUCGGAACGUGCUAUUGAAUAUUUGUUGAAUGGUAUUCCAGAAAACCUUUUACAAGAACAACGACAAGCUACACCAGCUGCACCCGCCGCUGGUCAAGCCUCAUCUCCUCCCGCUGCCGGUGGCGAAGAUGACCCAGUGGACCUUUUUCAAGCAGCUGCCGCAAAUGCUGGCAAUCGGGGUGGUGCUGCUCGUGGACGAGCUGGUGCUGGGGCCGAUCUUUUGGGAGGUGCUGGAGCUGGAGCUGGAGCUGCGGCUGGUGGACUCGGUAACCUCGAUUUCCUCCGAAAUAAUCCUCAAUUCCAACAACUUCGACAAGUCGUUCAGCAACAACCUCAGAUGCUCGAGCCCAUCCUCCAGCAAGUUGGGGCUGGUAACCCACAAUUGGCCACUUUGAUCAGUCAGCAUCCAGAGCAAUUUUUACAACUUUUGAGCGAGAAUGCCGAUGACGAUGCGCCACUACCACCAGGAGCUCAGGCUAUCGAGGUGACACCAGAUGAGCGUGAUGCUAUUGAGAGAUUAUGUCGUCUCGGCUUCAAUAGAGAGCAAGCGAUCCAAGCCUACUUUGCCUGCGACAAGAAUGAAGAAUUGGCUGCCAACUUCCUUUUCGAGCAACCCGAGGAUGAGGAAUAG
This is a messenger RNA of Botrytis byssoidea, 1158 nucleotides long. RefSeq lists its product as uncharacterized. The transcript is spliced from 7 exons. Gene Ontology annotation, cellular component: nucleoplasm; cytosol. NCBI's taxonomy places the organism in Eukaryota, Fungi, Ascomycota, Leotiomycetes, Helotiales, Sclerotiniaceae. Gene Ontology annotation, biological process: proteasome-mediated ubiquitin-dependent protein catabolic process; nucleotide-excision repair. The record is from RefSeq and is a predicted model, not a curated record. Bases 1 to 1158 code for a protein of 385 amino acids. Gene Ontology annotation, molecular function: ubiquitin binding; polyubiquitin modification-dependent protein binding; proteasome binding.